AUGAUGCUGCGCAUGACGACCCCUGCGAACGGCCUGCGCCACGACAGGCAUGGCGCGCACAUCACCGUGACCUGGCGGGACCUCGCUGGCGUCGCGGUGGCGCUGUCGCACUGGAGGCAGAAGUCUCAGUCCGUGAUGAACUUCAUGAUUCUGCUGACCCAUCAGGCGGCGGAUUGGGUGGCCAAGGGGGACCUGACGUCGCAGCAGAUGCUCAACAUCGCGCAGUCCGCCGCCCGGCUGCACGUGCCGCCAGAGGACAUGCAGAGGCUGGUCGACGCCAUCGAGUCCUGCAUCGUGACGCGCGGGCUCCGGCUCAACGACGUGGACAAGCGGCAGUGGGGGGAGGUGCAGCAGUGGUGCCCGCCGCAGAGGCAGGGAGGCAUCGCCAGCUACGCUUACGGCGAGGAGAUGCAGUACGACGCUUGGGGCCACUACGCCGCGCAGCAGCCGUGGGACAAGCAGGCGUGGUCGCCGGAGCACGGCGCCGCUGCGUGGGCGCGCGGCGGCGGCCACAAUUGGUACGGG
Molecule: messenger RNA, 525 nt
Organism: Prorocentrum cordatum
Lineage: Eukaryota; Dinophyceae; Prorocentrales; Prorocentraceae
Source: the annotation of a GenBank genome assembly